Molecule: messenger RNA, 1059 nt
Organism: Cynocephalus volans (Philippine flying lemur)
Lineage: Eukaryota; Metazoa; Chordata; Mammalia; Dermoptera; Cynocephalidae
Gene: CCNO
Product: cyclin O
Exons: 3
Coding region: 1-1059 (352 amino acids)
Biological process (GO): mitotic cell cycle phase transition; regulation of cyclin-dependent protein serine/threonine kinase activity
Cellular component (GO): nucleus; cytoplasm; cyclin-dependent protein kinase holoenzyme complex
Molecular function (GO): cyclin-dependent protein serine/threonine kinase regulator activity
Source: RefSeq, a predicted model, not a curated record
AUGGUGACCCCCUGCCCUACUAGCCCUAGAAGCCCCGCCGCCCGCGCGGAGAGGCGAGACAACCACCAGAACCUCCGUGCCCCGGUGAAGAAGAGCAGGCGCCCGCGCCUCCGGAGGAAGCAGCCGCUGCAGCCCCUGAACCCGUGCCCGCUCCCCGGUGACUCCGGCGUUUACGACCUGCUCGAGUCCCCCAGCUCCGGCUCGGACGGCGCAUGCAGCCCCGCGGCGUCUGCGGCGCGGGGCUGCAGCUCCCUGCCUAGCCCUGCCCAGCCGUUGGCGCACCUAGAUCUACAGACCUUUCGCGAUUACGGCCAGAGCUGCUACGCCUUCUAUAAGGCGCAGGAGAGCCACUUCCACCCGCGGGAGCCGCUGGCUCGGCAGCCACAAGUGACGGCGGAAUCCCGCUGUAAGCUGCUCAGCUGGCUGAUCCCCGUGCACCGCCAAUUCGGUCUCUCCUUCGAGUCGCUGUGCCUGACGGUGAACACUCUGGACCGUUUCCUCACCACCACGCCGGUAGCCGCAGACUGUUUCCAGCUGCUCGGGGUCACCUCCCUGCUCAUCGCUUGCAAACAGGUGGAGGUGCACCCGCCGCGCGUGAAGCAGCUCCUGGCCCUGUGCUGUGGCGCCUUCUCCCGGCAGCAGCUGUGCAAUCUCGAGUGCAUCGUGCUGCACAAGCUGCACUUCAGCCUGGGCGCGCCCACCAUCAGCUUCUUCCUGGAGCACUUCACGCACGCUCGCGUGGAGGCGGGACAGGCGGAGGUCUCCGAAGCCCUGGAAGCGCAAGCCCUAGCGCGGGCAGUGGCCGAGCUUAGCCUGGCCGACUACGCCUUCACCAGCUACGCCCCCUCCCUGCUGGCCAUAUGCUGCCUGGCGCUGGCAGACCGCAUGUUGCAGCUCCCGCGCCCGGUGGACCUGCGCCUGGGCGGGCACCACGAGACGGCGCUGCAAGACUGCCUGGGCAAGCUACGGCUGCUGGUGGCCAUAAACAGUACCUCUCUGACUCACAUGCUGCCCUUCCAGAUCUGCGAGAAGUGCAGCCUGUCCCCCACCUCGAAAUAA